UACUCGUCGUCUUCCUCAGCGCGGCGCUCUAGCUCGCCCCCUCUCGGCCUCCGAGCUCCACAGUCCACACAAGCCGCUCGCCUGUCUCCGGCCUCCAGCUCCUGGGCUCCCACCCCGAGCCGCCGCUAAUCGUACUGACCGCAGAUCUUUCUCCCACGCGCGCGCUUAAUUUCCCUCGUGCGGCACCGCUCGCUGUCAUCCUCGUCCGCUCUGCUCUGCCUGGUUCGAUUUGCUACUUCGCUUCAACCCCCCGACGAACUCUCUGUUCUUGCGCGUCGUGUACCAUGUCAGGGGCCAUUGCUUCCUCGUCCGCGGCGUUCUUCUUGCUCCCUACCCCCUCCUCGUCGCCGCGGCGCCGGUGGAGCACGGUGAGCAGCGCGCUGCGCUCGUACGGGGCCGCCGGCGCCAGUCUGCAUUGGGCGCGGCGCGGAUUUUCGCGCGACGGAACGCCGCCGUGCGCCGUGGCGGCAUCAUCGCCGGCGGCCGGUGGUGAGGAGGGCGCGGCGAAGGCGGCAGGGCAGCGCAGCAAGCUCAUGGCUGCUGAAAAUGAGGAUGCCGCAUCGCCAGAAGCAGCUGCAUCUGCACCGAAGCUUGAGGGUAGCGUUGCAGAGCAAAAUGGGAUAGCUGGAACCGUCUCCAGGGCCGAACUAGGUGGCAGUGUCCAAGUCUCAGAGUCGGCGGCUGCGGCGUCUGGCUAUUGGAAAGAUGUCGUUGUCGGAGAUCAGGUUGGACCUAAGGUUGACACCAGUGGAGAUUCAGAAGUGAUGAGUUAUUCGGAUGACAGUGAGAACAAGGGGUCUGCUCCUUUGGCUGGGCCAAAUGUGAUGAAUGUCAUCGUUGUGGCUUCUGAAUGUGCUCCUUUCUGUAAAACAGGUGGUCUUGGAGAUGUUGUGGGUGCUUUGCCCAAGGCUCUGGCAAGACGAGGACAUCGUGUUAUGGUCAUUAUACCGAAGUAUGGAGAUUACGCCGAAGCCCGCGAUCUUGGUGUUCGCAAGCGUUACAAGGUAGCGGGACAGGAUUCAGAAGUGACUUACUUCCACUCUUAUAUCGAUGGAGUUGAUUUUGUGUUCUUAGAAGCCCCUCCCUUCCGGCACCGGCACAAUGAUAUUUAUGGAGGAGAAAGACCGGAUGUUCUGAAGCGUAUGAUUUUAUUCUGCAAGGCUGCUGUUGAGGUUCCUUGGUACGCCCCAUGCGGUGGUACUGUCUAUGGUGAUGGCAACUUAGUCUUCAUUGCAAAUGAUUGGCAUACUGCACUUCUACCUGUAUAUCUGAAGGCGUAUUACCGAGACAAUGGCUUGAUGCAAUAUACCCGUUCUGUUCUCGUGAUACAUAACAUCGCUCAUCAGGGACGUGGCCCUGUAGAGGACUUCUUCAACAUGGACUUGCCUGAGCACUACAUCGAUCACUUCAAACUGUAUGACCCCGCCGGCGGCGAGCACAGCAACGUGUUCGCUGCUGGCCUGAAGAUGGCAGACCGGGUGGUCACCGUCAGUCACGGCUACAUGUGGGAGCUGAAGACGAUCGAAGGCGGCUGGGGCCUCCAUGACAUAAUCAACCAGAACGAGUGGAAGCUGGACGGCAUCGUGAACGGCAUCGACACGGCCGAGUGGAACCCCAAGGUGGACGUGCACCUGCACUCGGACGACUACACCAACUACACCCUGGAGACGCUGGACACGGGCAAGCGGCAGUGCAAGGCGGCGCUGCAGCGGCAGCUGGGCCUGCAGGUGCGCGACGACGUGCCGGUGAUCGGGUUCAUCGGGCGGCUGGACCGGCAGAAGGGCGUGGACCUCAUCGCGGAGGCGAUGCCGUGGAUCGCGCAGCAGGACGUGCAGCUGGUGAUGCUGGGCACGGGGCGGGCCGACCUGGAGGACAUGCUGCGGCGGUUCGAGGGCGAGCACCGGGACAAGGUGCGCGGUUGGGUUGGGUUCUCGGUGCAGAUGGCGCACCGGAUCACGGCGGGCGCUGACAUCCUGCUGAUGCCGUCGCUGUUCGAGCCGUGCGGGCUGAACCAGCUCUACGCGAUGGCGUACGGGACCGUCCCCGUGGUGCACGCCGUCGGCGGGCUCCGGGACACGGUGGCGCCGUUCGACCCGUUCGGCAACGCCGGGCUCGGGUGGACGUUCGAUCGGGCGGACGCCGGCAGGAUGAUCGACGCGCUGGGGCACUGCCUGAACACGUACUGGAACUACAAGGAGAGCUGGAGGGGACUGCAGGCCCGCGGCAUGUCGCAGGACCUCAGCUGGGACCACGCUGCCGAGCUCUACGAGAACGUCCUCGUCAAGGCCAAGUACCAGUGGUGAUGCACUGAUGCCUCUCCUCCAAUGCACGCACGGAGACGGUCGGAAUGGCGUUCAGGUCGCUCUUCCGACGAUCACACACUGGCGCCCCGGCCGGAGUAACUAGGGGGCACAUGCACAAGGGGCAAGUAGUGAGCCGAACCCGCGGUGCCGCCCAAGUUUGG
Lolium rigidum is the source of this 2464-nucleotide messenger RNA. Its product is annotated as soluble starch synthase 2-2, chloroplastic/amyloplastic-like. The record is from RefSeq and is a predicted model, not a curated record. Lineage: Eukaryota; Viridiplantae; Streptophyta; Magnoliopsida; Poales; Poaceae. The transcript has 8 exons. Gene Ontology annotation, molecular function: alpha-1,4-glucan glucosyltransferase (UDP-glucose donor) activity. Bases 285 to 2303 code for a protein of 672 amino acids.